CUUCAGUACAUUUUCCCCAAUGAAACGUAAAAAGUGUGAAUAUUUAUCUAGUGUUUUUCUUGCAUUUAUUAUUAGGUGAAAAUGUAUAUAUAGUCAGAUUUGCCGCAAAGCAAACUAAAAGCACCCAACGUGCCCAAAAGUUUUUAAAAAUUUUACGAAAAUGUUUAUCAAAUUAACAGCCAUCAUGGCUUCCCCAACUUCGGAAAGCGUCUAUUCAGGACAAGACUCCUUACAAUCACAACUUAUAUUAUUACCAACAACAACAACAUCAAUUUUAAACUUUAUUGACCCCAUCAACGGACAUCAUCAACAACAACAACAUGAACAAUACAACAAUGGAGUCGCUAGCAUUACCGCAGGACCUGUAUUGGGACGGGAAAAUGGAACCCAUUUCACCUCCCACCAACGAGCUAUUUUCCAUAUGUGAACCCCUAAAUGGAAAUUGGUUCGAUGGUGGAGAUAAUUUUGCAAACGAUUUACCAUCAAUAUGCCACGAAGACCUUGAAUUAAAACAUGAUGAUAUGGAUUUAACGAAUCAAUUAUUAAUUGGGGAAGAUCUUGUCGUAGAGUUGUACAAUUUAAAAGAAGAAAAUUUUUAUUCACCCUCACCACUUUUGGACAAUUCACUUGAUAGUGUGGUCACCAAUCCAACACAGGUGAUAAAAGUACAAUCACCCAUCGAUAUCAAUCAUUUUGGUUUUGCAAAUCAUGGAGCAUCAAUUUUGACAGCAUUGACACCACCCAGCUCCCCACCACAAAUUGUUGCUUCACCAGUACCACAGGCAUUGGAAUUACCAACAACCAACACAGCAGCUGCAAUCACUACUUUGCCAAUAGAUAUCAAUGAUGUUUUACAAAAUCCCACAGCAUCAGAAACCACUUCACCAGUUCCAGUUCAAAACCAAUUUGUCUGCAGCAAUUGGAAUAACCCCCAUAGUACAACUGACACAGCAUCAUCGAGUGUUGCUUCGUCGCCAGCCUCGAAUGGCUCUUCGAAUUAUGACAUUGUGUUCAACACACAAAUAAUCGAUGACAUACUCAAGACCGCAGCCAAUGAGUUCUUCGAGGAGAGCGAAUCACAAUCGUCGAUUUCGGCUCCUUCAACGGUAGACUACACCAGCACCGAUGAUGAAUGGAUGCCCUCGUCCGGCAGUUGCUCCCCUUUACAAGUAGCCUCGAGCGAAGGGUUGAGUGAAUCUUCCGGCAGUUCUGCUACAAAGAAGCGUACCCGCCCCUAUGGACGUGGUGUUGAAGAUCGCAAAAAACGCAAGAAGGAACAGAAUAAAAAUGCUGCCACUCGUUAUCGCCAGAAAAAGAAGCUCGAAAUGGAAAUCAUUCAAAUCGAGGAGCAAGAACUUAAUCAACGUCAUGAGGUCUUGAAACGUCAGUUGGCCGAACACAAACGUGAAGCAAAAUACUUGAGACGCCUCAUACGCGAGUUCUAUGCCAAGAAACACUAAAAUUGUCAUUGCAAAAAAAAAAAAUCCAAAAUCCCCACUGUCUCUAAAAACGGAAACUCUGUCACCAUUUAUGUGUUUAAUUUUCUUCUUUUAAAUUAUCUUUAAUCCCUUAACAGUUUUUUUAAGAACUAUCUCUUUCGUUUUAUAACGAUUUGUUUUUAAUUAAUAAUUGUACUUUUUUUAUAAUCAUAUUAUGUUUUAUUACAAGUCUUUUAUAUUGUAUUUACAUGUAGUAAGUUAACAAUAAUUGUGUGUAUAUUUGUUUGCAAAAUUAUUAUGUCGUCAUCUAUGUCCCCUGUAAUGCUUAAAGUUAUUUUUAUUCUUUUAAAAAUUUCCACCAUAAAAUAAUGUUUUAAAACAGAUUUUAUUGUAAAAUCUAGUGCAUUAUUAUAGAAGUAUGUAUUUGUUUAUUUGUUAAAUAUUGGCACUCAUGACAUGAUCUUAUUUAACAAACGGUCAUCGAAUCUAUUUUGUCAGUUUAACAAAGAAAACUAAAAACUAAUAUCAUCAUUAUCAAGUAGAUUUCAAAAACAAUAAAAAACCCUUUGUUCUAAAUCUAUAUUUAAUGCUUCGUUCAUGUGCACUAGAAAAUAAAUACUUUAAAGAAAUACAUACAUAAAAAUAAAUGAAUAUAUUUUAAUUUCAAAUUUUACACAAUAAAGGGUUUAACAAAUAAAAAAAAAA
Molecule: messenger RNA, 2144 nt
Organism: Calliphora vicina (urban bluebottle blowfly)
Lineage: Eukaryota; Metazoa; Arthropoda; Insecta; Diptera; Calliphoridae
Gene: crc
Product: bZIP transcription factor crc
Exons: 5
Coding region: 321-1460 (379 amino acids)
Biological process (GO): regulation of transcription by RNA polymerase II
Cellular component (GO): nucleus
Molecular function (GO): DNA-binding transcription activator activity, RNA polymerase II-specific; RNA polymerase II transcription regulatory region sequence-specific DNA binding
Source: RefSeq, a predicted model, not a curated record